CAAGCUUCUGGCUCGAGCGCGCGUGUGAAGAGCGCAUGUAAGCCGCGCCAGAGCAGCGAGAUCGCGCAGCAAUGCCAGACGGGGCAAACGAAGUCAUCCCGCGUCCAGCCCCAGUUGAGCAUUUGGAGCAUCGGGCAGGGCUUCGAGGGCACGGCCAGCGACUGGACGGAGUACGUCGUGUGGCUCGUCGGCGUCGUCUCGCUGGUGUGGUUCAUCUGGUCCAGGACCUGGACUUGAACGUGAUGGCGUUGCCUAGCGACGACGAGAUCGUGCUACCAGGGGAGGAGGACGUCGGUGAAGACGACUCGGGUAUCUCGGAGCUGUUGGCCAAGAAAAAAGCUGCACUGAACAGAAGUGAGGCUGGAAAGAAGAAGAAAGCGGCUGUUAACAGAAAGGACGCCGUGACAAAGGACGAUUGAUUGGUGCCCCGUGCGCUGCUGCAGGGUCGCCGAUUGUAGGGGGAAGAGGACUUCGCGAAAAAGCCGGCUAGACCCCCCACUCCAAAGCCGCGCAUUGUUUGUCUCUUAACUAAGCCAGAAGAUUGUAUUCAGAUGUGCUGAAGGGGGGUCGUGGAAGGGUAGCCAAAGUGCUCCAUCGACAGGUUUUUGAUCGCUCCGGACGUGAUGCAUCGAGCUCGUGAUUUAGUGUAGUCCCCUGGAACCCGCAGCUCUGGAUCUUCAGAGAUCGACGAAACUGUCUCAAAAUAUUCUUCACAGCAAGAUUCACCAUCGUGGGAGGCUGCGGCAGGCGACGCGGUCCCACUGGCCGGGCAAGGAGUCCAGCCGGGGACAAGUCGGCAGCCGGAAAAAGCACGGCUGGAGUCCUCCACCCACCCCCUCUAGCCGCAGCACCUCCCGGGAUGUACCGAUCCGCGGGGUUCCCAGGGCACCGCAGCCAGGCAGAAAGACCGGGCGAAGAAAAUUGUCGUCGGCGGCGAGGGAGAGUUGGCUGCAGCGAAAAGGCUAGACGGGGGCACCUAAAAACGAAUGGUCCAGCAUGCAAGACGGGCGGCCGCGGGGGGCGGGCGAAGAAAGCAUGCGACCCCCAGCUAUCGGGGAGGAUUGGUUUUGUUGUGGCGCCAUCUCGAUGUCUUCCGUCGUCGUUCUCACCAGACUUGGGCGAAACGCGACGGCUGGUUUCUUGGCAAUUCGCAGUUUUGGGAAUUUGCUCCCCGUCCUAAGGACCGUAAACAACGACUCAGGAUGAAGAGCCGGUCAUGCAGAGAUCUUUUCCAGGCCUAGGGUGAGGACAAAUCUUUCCAGAACGCCCAGGAAGUCUGGAAAGGUCGCGGCGCCCGAUACAUCAUCCAGGCCAGUCCCGCUAGCUCUCUCAGAGAUGAUCCACCCAUGCUCAUCCGAACUUGUCCGUAUCCUGCCUUCGUCAAAAUUUUUGCGGGGGGGGAACUUGGCGAAAAAACAGCGCCACCAGACUCGGGAAAAGGACCAGAGGCAGGAUACUAUGGCCUUGGCCAGGCCCGCGCACAUGCCGCGGGCCAUGAUGUACUGACCCCCUCCUCUUCCUCCUCCUCCUUUUCCUUCUCCUCCUCAUCGUCCUCCCCAUCCCCUCCUCCUCCCCCUCCUCCUCCUCCUCCUCCUCC
Molecule: messenger RNA, 1597 nt
Organism: Prorocentrum cordatum
Lineage: Eukaryota; Dinophyceae; Prorocentrales; Prorocentraceae
Source: the annotation of a GenBank genome assembly